Molecule: messenger RNA, 1117 nt
Organism: Sorghum bicolor (sorghum)
Lineage: Eukaryota; Viridiplantae; Streptophyta; Magnoliopsida; Poales; Poaceae
Product: CBS domain-containing protein CBSX2, chloroplastic-like
Exons: 7
Coding region: 176-862 (228 amino acids)
Source: RefSeq, a predicted model, not a curated record
CAUCAUCAUCAUCAUCCCCAUCCAUCCCUUCCCAACACGAUUGCUUUUUCUUCCCCACCUACACCUAGCCAAUCCACCCGUGGCUUCUCAUCACCAUUAGGCUGCACUGCAACCAUCGGCCAUCCAUUCCAGCCCGCUCCCCUCUCGUAUCUCCUCUCCCAAUCCUCUCGGCGCCAUGGACAUUAGGCUGCUGGUAUCCGCGGACGCCACCCUCGCCGCCGCCCGCUCCCGCCCUUCCACGUCCGCGCUCCAGCGCCAGAUUGUCGUCCCGGGCCGCCGCCGGGCGUCGUGCAGGUCCGUCCGCGCGCGCUCCGCCGCAGCUGCCGCGCCAGCCGCGGGAGGCAUCUCCGGGCAUAGCAAUGGAGUGUACACGGUUGGUGACUUCAUGACAGGAAGGGACAAUCUCCAUGUUGUCCAACCUUCUACACCGGUUGACCAAGCCCUGGAGCUGCUGGUACAGCACAAGAUCUCUGGCUUACCUGUGGUUGACGAUGAUGGGAAGUUGGUUGGGGUUGUAUCAGAUUAUGAUCUGCUAGCUUUGGAUUCGAUUUCAGGAAAUGAAUUGCCCGAUACAAAUACAAACAUGUUUCCUGAUGUGGAUAGUACAUGGAAGACUUUCCACGAGAUACAGAGACUAUUAAGCAAAACUAAUGGGAAGGUCAUUGGUGAUGUAAUGACGUCUUCACCUUUAGCGGUGCGUCAAAAUACUAAUCUUGAUGCUGCUACAAGGUUGCUGCUUGAAACUAAAUACCGGAGAUUACCUGUAGUUGAUAGCAUGGGGAAACUAGUUGGGAUGAUUACAAGGGGAAACGUCGUCAGCGCUGCCCUCAAAAUAAAGAAGAAAACUGAAGAAGGUGCUUGAACUAGAUUGCUCGUCACUGCUUGGGGUUAAUCUUGCAGCCAUUUGGCAUUUGAUUCAUUGAGGCAUCUAUUGGUGAUGUUCAGAGUGUAGCUACAGAUUUUCCUUCUGAAUAUAUAGGUACUAUACUAGUUUAUAGCAUUGUGUAGGUUCAUAUUCACUGUUUCUCAUCGUAUCCAUAUGAACUUUCUUUGUUGAUUUACAUAGUGGAAUCAAGAGCUUGUGAUAUGAUGAAAACCUCGAAUUGAUCGAAUCAAA